UCUCUUUACCAUUUUCCCACUUCCCUUUGAGAAAGAAAACAGAACCAAGAAAAAAAAAGAGAGAAAGAAAACAGAAAAAUAUGGCACUGAGAAUGUGGGCAUCCUCAACAGCAAACGCUCUCAAGCUCUCUUCUUCUGCAUCCAAAUCUCAUCUCCUUCCAGCUUUCUCCAUCUCCAGAUGCUUCUCCUCAGUAUUGGAAGGACUUAAGUAUGCAAAUUCACAUGAGUGGGUGAAACAUGAAGGCUCAGUGGCUACUAUUGGCAUCAGUGACCAUGCCCAGGAUCAUUUAGGAGAAGUUGUGUUUGUGGAGCUGCCUGAAGAAAAAACUUCAGUGACCAAAGAGAAAAACUUUGGAGCAGUGGAGAGUGUUAAGGCAACGAGUGAGAUUAUAUCUCCAAUCUCUGGUGAAGUCAUCGAGGUUAACACAAAGCUCGCUGAUUCACCUGGCUUGAUUAACUCGAGCCCUUACGAAGAUGGUUGGAUGAUAAAGGUGAAACCAAGCAACCCCGCAGAGUUGGAAUCCUUGAUGGGUCCAACGGAAUACACCAAGUUCUGCGAAGAGGAAGACGCUGCUCACUAGGGUUUCUUUGUCUUUGCCAGUAUGUCCUAAGCAAAACAAGAGAACCCAUGCUACAGUUUCAAUCUUUUCGCUACUUGUCAAUGUUUCCUAUCUUUUUUUAUCAGAUUUGUAUUUCUAUACUGUUUUGGUUAAAGAUCAUUCGAUGAGUCUCAA
Raphanus sativus (radish) is the source of this 734-nucleotide messenger RNA. Its product is annotated as glycine cleavage system H protein 3, mitochondrial. The transcript is spliced from 4 exons. The record is from RefSeq and is a predicted model, not a curated record. The coding region runs from base 81 to 581 and encodes 166 amino acids. Gene Ontology annotation, biological process: glycine decarboxylation via glycine cleavage system; protein lipoylation. Gene Ontology annotation, cellular component: glycine cleavage complex; mitochondrion; cytoplasm. Lineage: Eukaryota; Viridiplantae; Streptophyta; Magnoliopsida; Brassicales; Brassicaceae.